AGCGAAUUAAGCCGCAAGGCCCGCCGUUUGGACGCUAAAAAGGCAAAAUGCGAACAAACAACGUCAUGCCCUGGCCUUGUCCGCGUACCGUUUUGGCCAGGCGUCGGCGUCGGGGUUCCGGUACAGCCGCGCCCAUCACAGCCUGGCGCUGGUAGAUAAGCAGAGCUCGGAUACGUGCCAACUCAGUUUUUGCAUUCUCCUUGGACAGCAGACAUUAUCGACAAAAGAAACAACAACAGACACUAUCAAUCGAAUUUACGAGCCGAAUUCCGAAUAACAUCACCGUUGGGGAGACAGGCAGCGCGCUCGCAUGACCAGUCACAAGACCAUCCGCCAAAGAGCGUAAGCGACCACAAUGAACCGCCUAUUCGGAGGAUGGGGUUCGAAAAAGGACUCGGGGCCUGUCAAGAGCCCAGAAGAGGAGAUGAAGGAGGAAAAAGACAACCUUGCGCAUGCCCUCGGCGCUGCCGCUCGUAUCAUGGACGACGACCUCGACGCCGCUAUCAAGGAGCUGGCAGAGCGAGAUUCGGCUUAUCACGACAUGGGCGCUGCUGUGACAUUCUUCAUGCGUUCCGUUUUGGGCCUGGAAAAGGAAGCCAUGGCCGAUGCCGCCAAUAGACUUACCGAAGUGGAAAACAGAGCCUGGCAUGAAAUGAAGCGGCUGCAAAAACGAGGCAAAGUCGCUGGUGGCAGCGACAUUUAUCCGCCAGGCACAGAGAUGGAGAUUGUCGUAGUGCAGGCCCAGCUGAUGAGUGCCGUGGUGGGCGUAUUGCAUGAAAAUUUGGUCGAGGCGAUGAAGGGCUUUCUAAAGCUGAGAAAAGCCUUUAUUUCGCUAGACGCCAUCUUGGCGAUUGAAGCAAAUGAGACGGAAAGACGAUCCAAAUUGGUAGAUAAGCCGAAGACGGAGAUGGCAACAACCAACGGAACGACAGAGACCGAUUCAGAUGGUCUUAUCGACACCCCCGAAUACACAACCGCUCAAACGACACCGUUACGAACAUCAUCGGACGACGAUACAAAGCCAACACAGACAAACUUAGACACAGAGCUCCAGUUUGACAACCCUCUCGACAUCUUCAUUCAUUCCGCGUCAAACAUGUGCUUUGGCAUGAUUAUGCUCAUGCUUAGCCUUUUGCCGCCGUCGUUUUCCAAGAUUCUUGCCGUUGUGGGAUUCCGCGGUGACCGUGCACGAGGAGUCAAGAUGCUCUGGAACUCAUCAUCACACCCCAACAUGAACGGUGCGAUUGCCGCCCUGAUGCUGCUAGCCUACUACAAUGGGCUUUUAGGCGCGGUCGACAUUUCACCAGCGCCCAAGGACUAUGACGAAUCAGCAGAGACGGUGGGAGCACCAAGAGAAAAGUGCAUCAAGCUGCUCGAGGAGAUGCGCACCCAGUUCCCCAAGUCCAGGCUUUGGCGUGUCCAAGAGUCCAUCAUGACGGCCAACGAGGGCAAAGUGCAGCAGGCGAUUGAGAUUCUUACCUCGGGAGAGCCUGCUAAGAUGAAGCAAGUGGCAGCUGUUAACAACUUUGAGCUGUCGCUGAAUCGAAUGAUGGCGCAGGACUGGGCCAAGAUGAGGGACGACUACCUUCGAUGUCUUGAACUCAACGACUGGAGCCCUGCCAUGUACUACUUCAUGGCAGGCUGUGCCUCGCUCGAGAUGUACCGAGAUGCGGUCGUGACAGGUGACGAGACAGAAGCCAAGCUACAAAAGAGCAAGGCGGAGGGAUACUUUGAAAAGGCGCCCAGCGUCAUUGGCAAGAAGCGCCUCAUGGCGCGCCAGCUUCCUCUGGAAACGUAUCUCCAGCAUCGCAUCCAACGCUGGCAAUCACGAGCUAAGGAGUUGGGCGUGGACCUGGCCGAUGCCAUUGGCUUGCCGCCCGUGCUGGAGAUGAUUUACAUGUGGAACGGACAGAAACGAAUGGGAGAGGCCGAAAAGCUACGAGCUCUCGAGACGAUGGAAUGGAGCCGUUAUACAGGCGACAAGCAGGUGCUGGACAAGAUCCAAGCCGAGGCAGAUGAAAUGGCAGUCUGGGCCAUCUGCCGGGCAUCUAUUCUUAAGGGUCUCGGCCGAAUCGACGAGGCACGCGCUUUGCUGGAAGAACAUGUCACCAGCAAGGACAAGGCGCUGUUCAAGGGCCAGGACAAGAAUGACUGGGUUAUGCCGACGGCCAUCUACGAGCUUGCAACGCUAUCAUGGAUGGAGUGCAGCGCGUCCGACGACGUUGAGAUAAGGAAAGAAAAGGCAGAAGCAUGCAGAGAGCUGCUGAACAAAGCCAAGGCGUGGGAGGCGUACACCCUGGAUGCGAGAAUGGGCAUGCGAAUCCAGAGUUCGCUGGAGACGCUGGAUUGGUUCUGGAAGAGAAUGGGCUGGUAGUCAAGGAAUAUGUGCAUCAGGGGCGUUUCUUUUUAUUAUUUUUAGGGAUAUAAAAAGCCAUGGUUGUUUAUUUGCGUGACGCUUGGAUGUUGGAUAUAUUAUUAUACAGGAAUAUUUACUGGAGCUAGAAUCUAACACACGCUUUGUUAGACCAUUCCAAGAUGUAUGACUGUCGUGCUAUACAAUAGCAACGAGCGUAUUACAGCCUUUUCGUUUAAUCCCCCUCAAUCUCAAUAGGCUCUCUUGAACCAAGCCAGCAGUGGAAUUGCCAGCGCCACUCGUUCAGAGUUGCGUGUGGUAGGUACGGUAUGGCAACAUCAACAAGCGCAUCUGAGGCUUCAAAGUCUUUGUAAUAGAGGGCCAGGCCAAAGAGAAAUAUCCACACAACCAACAUAGCAAUUUGGACACCGAAUUCUUCCGUCUGUUAGUUAGGUAUCAGUGUUAAUAAUUUUCGCCAAAUCUUGUGUUUUGAACAAUUGUGCAAACUGUAACGAUGGGCUUCCAGUGGAUUCAGUUGUCCCUGACUUAGCGCCAACGCCUGCAGCCUUGUUGGGUGGAUAUAAUAGACACGUUUUCGGAAA
[Torrubiella] hemipterigena is the source of this 2955-nucleotide messenger RNA. The record is from the annotation of a GenBank genome assembly. NCBI's taxonomy places the organism in Eukaryota, Fungi, Ascomycota, Sordariomycetes, Hypocreales, Clavicipitaceae.